AUGAUUAAACAAUCCCAUAGCAAUCCGAACUUCUCCGACAACAACACAUUUAAAAAAAUUUCUCAAAGAAUAUAUAAUCGGAAUAGGUCGUGUGAUGAUUAUAAUGUGGUAAUUAAGGUUGGCCAAGAACCGGAUAGUAGAAUAUUUCAUGCUCACUCGUUGAUAUUGAAAGUGCGUUCGAAAUACUUCAAUGCAGCAUUUGGAAAUAGUUGGGCGAAGGAGGAUGAAGACGGAAGGAUGGUGUUCGAGAAGCCUAACAUUGAGCCCACCAUAUUUGAAGUGAUUUUGAGAUACAUCUACAGUGGAAUACUGGAUAUCACAAAUCUUGCCGUCGAGCAGGUCCUAAAACUUCUGGUUGCCUGCGAUGAAUUGUGUAUUCAAGAUCUAUUCGAUUCAUUACAGUCUCACAUUAUCAUUAAGCAUUUAAAAUGGAUUCGCAAGAAUCUGGUAAUAAUUUAUCGAACCUGUUUCCAUCACUCCUCGCUUACAAAACUUCUUCACCACUUUUCCGACAUAGUCGUCAAAAAUCCAAAACUUCUCUUCGAUUCACCUGAAUUCUUUCAUUUUGACGAGUCCGAAUUAAUUUCAAUCUUACAGCGAAAAGACUUAAGGUCAUCACUGAGCGAAGAGAAAAUGUGGGAUUACGUACUCCGAUGGGGAGUCGCUCAACAUCCCGAAUUACCCGAAAACCCGAUGAGUUGGAAGAUACAAGAUUUUGAGAAACUCAAAUCCACGUUGGCGAAGUGUACUUCCCUGAUAAAAUUUGAUGAUAUUGGUGUUAAAGAGUUUUACCAGAAAGUUCAACCAUACGCAUUCGCUCUUGACGCAGAUACUUAUCAACGCGUUCACCUCAAACAUUUGUCAAAGUCACAAUCCGUAUGGAAAUUUAAAUCCGAAAUGAUUUAUAACGCUAUACCGCAGACUAUUGAUUCGAUAAUAUUAAAUGAUGAGCAAGCGAAAUUAAUCGCUGGUUGGAUAAGCAAGGAUAGUUUUUCCACACGGAUGAUGAGGAGAUUCUCGGAGACUAUUUUAAGGAGUGGCAAGAGGAAUGGGAAGGGAGAUGAGACACCGGCUAAUCAAACAAGAUUGUGGGGGAUUAAUGAAUGUGUGGAUGUUGAAACAGAUAAUUUUAGUGAAGUGGAUUGUGGGAGUAACCGCAAAUCACGUGUUGUUAACAGAAGGAAGAGACCAAUGUCAGCGGUUUAUGCUAGCACCACGAAAAUUGGCGGCAUAUCGGAACGAGAACGCCCGAUGUCUGCCGUAUUUUCAAGUGAUUUUGACUAUUCGUUUAACUCACGCCAACUCCCUUUCUUCGCGCGUCCAAUCUCAACCAUGAAAUGUUCCUAUGAAUUCAGGUUAUUAUUGAGGGGCACCAGAGAUGGAUUUAGUCCAGCAAUUUUUCAUGAGCUUUGUGACAAUCAGGGGCCAACCUUGUGUGUGUUCAAGUUGAGCGGGUCGGGGAAGAUACUGGGUGGGUACAAUCCAUUACAUUGGAAGUCAUCUAAUCCGCGGAUUUACGAAAGUUCAAUUGAUGGGUUCUUGUUUAGUCUUGAUUUCUGCACUGUUAUUAACAAAAGUGUUCACAAUUAUCAUCGCACGGACGAAAAUAACGAUUAUAAUGGAGAUGGUAACAGUAAUAGUAGUGAUAGCAAGAUCGAUGAUCAUAUUGACAAGAAAGUUGAAUCAUCAAGUCAGGAUUUUAAGAGUUUAAAUUCUGACAUCUCAGGGAGUUUUGAUGUGGAGGAGUACGAGGUGUUUAAGGUGGUUAAAGUCCAUGAUGGAAACUGA
This is a messenger RNA of Acaulospora colombiana, 1788 nucleotides long. The record is from the annotation of a GenBank genome assembly. NCBI's taxonomy places the organism in Eukaryota, Fungi, Glomeromycota, Glomeromycetes, Diversisporales, Acaulosporaceae.